GACUUUAAAAUCCUAAAGAAUUCGAGAACACCACAAAUUUAUCUCCUCACGCAUUCCAGAUAAUACCAGUCUUUUUUUGAGACACAUCACAUUCUUCUCCCUUGCUUUACCUAGGUAAAUAUUACAUAAUGCCGCCAUUGAUAUUACACAAUGUUCCAGAGGAGGAGUGUUAUGUAGGUGAAGAUGGUAUUAAAAGACCUUAUGCUAUGCUAUUCCCUGGAAAUGAUGGAAAUCCAGCCGCGGCAAGAGUUCGAAGAACCGUUCCAGAGACAGGAUCCUUUGGUAAAUCGACAAGACGAUCUCGAUCAAGAACUGGCACACCAGCUUUGAAAAAGGAGGAUCCGACCUUGGCAGCUGCAGACGCAAUCUUUGCUGCCACUUUUGCAAGGAGAGCAGCGGCGACAUCAGACUCGGGACCACCUCAGCGCAAAUCUUCGAUACCAUCUUCAUUGUCGCAAACCAAUAUUCGAGAUAACAAUGCUUUAGUAGCUAUUGAUGGAAAUGCGGGCCAAUCUUCGAGAUUUGUACACAAGGAGCCUACAGAGGUUAUACUACGAGGUUUCACGCCAGAGCAUCAAUGGGCAGCUAUUGCAGAAUAUGAAAGAAUUGCUGGCCACAUAUGUGAGGAUUAUCCUCGCGAUGCACCUCUAGAUCAACGAAGAUACAAAACCGACCUCCGAGAUCCUGUUGUUCUGCGAAGACGUCCGAUGACUAUAGAAGAAAAAGCAAAAGCUUUGAAAUAUGCUGGCGGGAAGCACUGGAUUAAAAUCACGUUCGAAUCCGCGGAAGCAGCAGAUGCAGCGAUAGAAGCCUCUCCACAAGCAGUACUGGGUUAUUUUGUUCACGCUGAACUCUAUCGCGGUGCGCCACCAGCAAAAGAUGAGCUUGGAGUUUCUACAGUAACAUCAGAAAGAUCAUCUCGUCUCAAUUCUAAUAGACACCGCUUCGAUCCUGGACCAUUCCUUCCAGGCGCCGAACGUCCACUUCAACAAUCCGGUCUACCCCGUUCCUGGACUACUCCUGAAAUGUCGCAAAUUAGUCGAAACGUACACUUUGAAGAUCGCGCUCUAUCUCCUGAAGGCUCUCAAGCUACCAGUCAUACAAUCGAUACUACUACGUUAACGACAUCUACAGUCACAGGUGGUAACCUUGCCCUUCAACAACGGCCGUCUUCUGCAGGUUCUGCCACUCCCGAGGCACCUUCCCUUUACUGUCGCAAAAUCCCAACAGCUCAACGACUGCAACUUCUUCCUGCCGAUCAGGCCCUACUCCCUCAAAAAUCGUACACACAGCAAGUUUUGUCCAACAUACCAUUAUUAAAUUGGUUCAGUGCGGAUAUUAUAGGGGACACAGUGCCAAGAACAGAGACGGGCGAAUUCGAUUGGGCAAAAGCGAGUCUUUAUUGGAGGAUGAUCUACUGGUUCGACACAUACCUAGGGAUUUUUGGAGUUGUGGGAGGAGAGAAAGAUGAUUAGAGUUGAUUAUAUGGAGAACUUUUAAUGGAGAAACGGAUUGUCGAGAGUGACAUCUUGGAAGGCGAAGACGAAGCAGAUUAGGUUGUUUUGGAGAAGCUAUGAGACUAUACCCGAGAUUGCGCGAAAAAUUACAGACGAAGAGCGUAGAUGGCACAGAAAUGUAAUAAAUGACCGGCCAACCAAUUGGGUAUGGAUGAUGGGGUGACUGAGGGAAAGGAGUUUUGGCGCGAGACUUUUCCCGGCGAAUAUAGCAUGAAAGUUUAUUUUGUCAUUCUGU
Botrytis sinoallii is the source of this 1752-nucleotide messenger RNA. RefSeq lists its product as uncharacterized. Bases 129 to 1475 code for a protein of 448 amino acids. NCBI's taxonomy places the organism in Eukaryota, Fungi, Ascomycota, Leotiomycetes, Helotiales, Sclerotiniaceae. The transcript is spliced from 2 exons. The record is from RefSeq and is a predicted model, not a curated record.